This is a messenger RNA of Ceraceosorus bombacis, 1142 nucleotides long. Lineage: Eukaryota; Fungi; Basidiomycota; Exobasidiomycetes; Ceraceosorales; Ceraceosoraceae. The record is from the annotation of a GenBank genome assembly.
AUGGACCAGUCGGCAGCGGAGCAGCAGCAGCAGGACAAGCUGACAAGGUGAGUGUAUGCGCGGCUAUGGCUUCGUGAAAGGAAGCUGCUGCACACUGUACGCGCGCCGGCUGAUAGCAUACGCGGCCGGCCCUCGCAUGGACUUGCACACCCUAGACACGAGAGCAAAGCCAAGCAAGAUGCGCUUGACUCGCACUUGGCCAAGCUGGGCGGUGGCAGGAGCGUGCCAGACGACUCUGGCAGGAAAAAGACGCGAGCAGAAAAGAGGCAGGCAAAAGUUGUGAGUGAGGGAGGGAGCGUGGGCGACGCGACGUUGCGUCAAGAUGCGUGAGCUGCCAGGCAGACGCUUUUGCACCUUCCUUGCGCUUCUUUUUGUGCAUUCAUCGUCGCAUCAACACCCCUUCGCACCGGACUGAAUUUUUGUGUGGCUCACCAAUGCCCCCCCUCAUUCUCAGAAACGAGCCCAAACGGCCGGUCCCGGCUGGUACGGCAUGCCGGCAUUUCCGGGCGCGGACUCCAAGUCGGGCAGCGUGGGAGCGAGCACUUUGGCAGCUAGCAGGUACGCCACCAAUCCUAGGGGACGCACGGCGGAAGAGAUGCGAAGAGAGGUGCAGGCUAUCCGAUUGAGGAAUGCUUUGGAUCCAAAGAGGUUCUACAAGGGUGGAGGCAAGGUGGAGAAGGGCAUGCCAAAGUAUGCGCAGGUGAGUCUUUGCGGGCAGCGCGGGUUGCGUAGAAGCGGGCAUCUGUAAGCGCAAAAGCGAAGCGUGAAAAGAGGCGUGCGUUCAAGAAAUUCUGACUCGAAGGGGGGGGCCCCCUUCCUGUGAUGCUGCAGUUGGGCAGGAUCGUGGGCUCCGAGAUCGAACCUGGGUCCAUCUUGCCAAAGUACAGUGCGGGCACCUCGGCACUGGAAGAGGUCGUGAAAGAUUCAGAAGCUGCGGCUUAUGCCAAGCGCAAGUUCAACGAGGUGAGUAGUGAGCUGUGCUGUGCUGUGCGGCUUGGCAGUGGGUGAGGAAGACAUUUGAGCUUACUUUGGCGCUGCCGCUACCGCACCAACCCUGUGCACAUCAGCAACAAGAGAGGAACGCUUCGGGAGGCAGGGGAUACUUUAAAGCGAAGAGCAAGAAACCUAGACAUAGACGAUGA